This is a messenger RNA of Cygnus olor (mute swan), 3243 nucleotides long. RefSeq names its product vertebrate ancient opsin-like. Lineage: Eukaryota; Metazoa; Chordata; Aves; Anseriformes; Anatidae. The transcript has 5 exons. Gene Ontology annotation, cellular component: membrane; photoreceptor outer segment. Gene Ontology annotation, molecular function: G protein-coupled receptor activity. Bases 48 to 1208 code for a protein of 386 amino acids. Gene Ontology annotation, biological process: visual perception; G protein-coupled receptor signaling pathway. The record is from RefSeq and is a predicted model, not a curated record.
GAAACUCCAAUAUUCUCCAAUAUUAUUUUCACUAGUGAGAGAAAAAAAUGGAUGCAUUCAGAGCACUUGGAAAUGAGUCGCUGUUGUCUGGUUUCUCUGGUCCUGGCAGAUGGGAUCCCUUUCGUCGUCCCUUGGAUUCCAUCCAGCCCUGGCACUUCAGGCUUCUGGCAGCAGUAAUGCUGGUGGUGACCUCCCUGUCACUUGCUGAGAACCUGGCUGUGAUCCUGGUAACUUUUAAGUUCAAGCAGUUGAGACAACCUGUCAAUUAUGUUAUAGUGAAUUUAUCUGUGGCUGAUUUUCUGGUCUCAUUGACUGGUGGCACCAUCAGCUUUUUAGCCAAUCUAAAAGGUUAUUUUUAUAUGGGAUACUGGGCUUGUGUACUGGAAGGAUUUGCUGUCACAUUUUUUGGUAUUGUUGCUCUCUGGUCUCUUGCGCUUUUGGCUUUUGAGCGGUACAUAGUGAUCUGCCACCCACUGGGAAAUAUGCGCUUGAAGGGGAAGCAUGCUGCCUUAGGUAUUGCCUUUGUGUGGACCUUUUCCUUCCUUUGGACCAUCCCACCAACUAUGGGUUGGAGCAGCUACACCACCAGUAAGAUUGGAACUACUUGCGAGCCUAACUGGUAUUCGGGAGCUUAUACUGAUCAUACCUACAUUAUUGCAUUUUUCACCACCUGUUUUAUAGUGCCUUUAUUGGUAAUUUUGGUAUCCUAUGGAAAACUGAUGCAGAAGCUAAGAAAGGUGUCAGAUACUCAAUGCAGGCUGGGAACUACCAGGAAACCUGAAAGACAAGUGGCUAGAAUGGUUAUUGUUAUGAUCAUUGCAUUUCUAAUCUGCUGGAUGCCGUAUGCUGCCUUUUCUAUCCUAGUCACUGCAUAUCCUUCCAUUGAAUUGGAUCCUCGUCUGGCAGCAAUUCCAGCUUUCUUUUCCAAAACAGCUACCGUUUAUAAUCCAAUUAUUUAUGUCUUUAUGAACAAACAGUUCAGGAAGUGUCUGGUUGAGAUGUUCAGCUGCAGUGCCAUAGAGACUGCAGAGUCCAACAUGAACCCGACUUCAGAGAGAGCAAUGCUAACCCAGGACAAAAGAGGCAGUGAGUUGUCCGUCAUGGCAGUAUGUAGCACCGUUUCUAAGAGGAAAACUGGAGAUGAACACAGAAAUUGCCCUUCUCUUGCUCAGUUGGCAGCUUCAGAAAAUAAAAUCUGGCCCAUGUAGGGAGUGAGAUGUGAUCAUUAAUGCAGUACUACAGCAUAUUUCCUUGUUACCAUCACUUCAUAUAAAAAAUGUCAUGGCAGACAUUAUGCUCAGUCCUGUGGACACUGGCUUUGAGAUUCUGAGCUCCUGAGUGAAUGUACAAGUUUCUUGGCUCUGCAGUUGCAGUCAAACGCCCAGCCAAAAAGUUAGUCCCUUCCUCUAUUAUGUUAGUCCUCUAUUAUCCACAGCCUGCUUGCCCCGGUAAUAAAACUAGAGAAGCCCAAUAUUUUUAUGCUGGCAUGUGACACAAUAAGGAUAAGAGAGUUUUACACUGAUGACUGCUCCUUGGUUAGCUGGGCAGAAACAUGAAGUGGUACAUGGCUUCAACAUGCUAAUGGAAAAUGAAUAAUAUUUAGCAUACAACUGACUGAAGUUCAACCAAGUGGAGAUUCAGAGAGAGGCAGGCCUGUGCGUUUUUUGGUUUGUUUCAGAAUUUUUACUUAAAACAAACAAACAAAAAGCCUAAGGCUUCUGCACUUAUGUCUGUCCCUGGUGAAAACAUCAUCUGCAGCAAGUCAGGUGAGCUGUUUAGACUUCCAAGGACUAGUUUAUUAAAAAAAUCUCCAUCAAGAGUCAUUCAUAUCCUCCUUCUUCAUUCCCUCGUUGUUAGGAAAACUUCUGUGCCCAUAGCAACUUCUGAAAUCAACUCAACUUUAGCAGAGAAGGUAGGAUAUAGAAAACUGUGCAGGAAUACUGAAGAAAGGGCCAGUAGCACUGCUUGAGUUCUGAAGCUGAGCUUUGUAGUACAGAAGUUUUUCACUGUAUGUCCUUGCAACGUGCAGAGCUAAGAUCUAUCAUGUUCUUGAGAUCACGUAGCUCCAGGAGACAACUAUUAUUUCUGUUUUUUAAUCAUAGAAUGGUUUGAGUUGGAAAGGACCCUUAAAGAUCAUCUAGUUCAACCCCCUGCCAUGGGCAGGGACAUCUCUCACUAGACCAGGUUGCUCAAAGCCCCAUCCAACCUGAACUCGAACACUUCCAGGGAUGGGGCAUCCACAGCUUCUCUUGGCAACCUGUUUCAGUACCUCACUACCCUAAUAGUGCUCCACAGUGAGGAUAUUCUUCCUUGUAUCUAACCUAAAUCUAUCCUCUUUCAGUUUAAAACCAUUGCCCCUAGUCCUGUCACUACAGGCACUUGUAAAAUGUCUCCCUCCAUCUUUCUUAUAAGCCUCCUUUAAGUAUUGCAAGACUGCAAUAAGGUCACCCUGGAACCUUCUCUUUUCUAGGUCAAACACUCCCAUGUCUCUCAGCCUUAAAGAAAAAGCUGUGUGCACAAGCAAAGCAAAAGGGGGAAUUUAUUUACUACUUCCCAUUGGCAGGCAGGUGUUCAGCCAUCUACAGGAAAACAAUGCCCAUCACAUAUAACACUUUCUCGGGAAGACAAACACCAAAGACAAAUGCCCUUCCCCCCUGCCAAGACCCCAUUGUUCCUUCUUUACCCCAGUUUUCUUGUUCUUCAUGAAGCCAUGUAGUAUGGGAUAUCCCUUUGGCCAGUUGGGGUCAGCUGUCUUGUCUCUGUCCCCUCCCUGCUCCUUGUGCACCCCCAGCCUCCUCACUGGGAGAGUGGUGGGAGAAGCUGAAAAGUCUGUGACUUACUGCCGGCACUGUUCAGGAACAACCAAACUAUCAAUGUGUUAUCAACAUUAUUUUCACCACAAAUCCAAAACAUACCAUCAUACAAGCCUCUACAAAAAAAACCAAAACCAAAACAAAACAAAACACUAUCCCAGCCGAAACCAGGACACUUAACAAUUAUGAUUUCAGGAAAUUAGUGUCCAGAGUAUACAAAAAAAUACGCAUGUGCUGGGCCAUGUUACAUUGGAGCAUGGUGGAUGGCUGUGUUUCCCUUUGCACAUUUUUGCUUUUCUCUCACUUCUGAGCUAGAGCAUUUUUCAGAAAACAUAAUCAGCGUUCUAGCUGAACAGGCAACUUGCAGCAGUCAAUCACACCAUGUUGCUGUUCUCUUAGGAGCAGUUGCAUCGCUGUCCCUUCAGUCCUU